Poecilia latipinna (sailfin molly) is the source of this 2001-nucleotide messenger RNA. RefSeq names its product toll-like receptor 13. Bases 6 to 1748 code for a protein of 580 amino acids. Lineage: Eukaryota; Metazoa; Chordata; Actinopteri; Cyprinodontiformes; Poeciliidae. Gene Ontology annotation, molecular function: signaling receptor activity; protein binding. The transcript has 3 exons. Gene Ontology annotation, cellular component: plasma membrane. Gene Ontology annotation, biological process: signal transduction; inflammatory response. The record is from RefSeq and is a predicted model, not a curated record.
GGUCAAUGAAGCAUCUCCGAUCGCUAAACGUUUGUGACAAUCAGCUAAAGCAAGUUCCACAUGAUGCGAGAAGUCUCUGCUCCCUCGAGAUCUUAAAUCUGAAUUACAAUUACAUAUUAGAGUUGACCUGUGAGGACUUUGAGAACACAACACAACUGAGAGAGCUUUACCUGAAGAGAAAUCGCAUUAGCCAAGUGGAUUACUGUGUUUUUCUAAAUCUUGAAAGCCUAAAGCUUUUGGAUCUGAGUUUUAAUCAACUGAUUACAUUUGAAAACAACAUUUUUUUGCCACAGCUUGAAAUUUUAAACAUAAAUCACAAUGAAAUAGCUUUCCUAGAAAUACUUGAUUUUCUUGGUUUCCAAUCCCUGAAACAGUUGGAUCUAGGAACAACUUUCUUUGAUGGGAUGACACAAAGAUCAUUUCAUAAAGUCAAUAAACAGGAGAAUAAUAUUUCAUCUCGUGACAGAAUAUGGGAAUUAAAGCUCUUGGAAAAUUUAACAAUAGAACUGAACCCUCGAAACCUUUUCAGCAGUCUUCAAACAAACUAUUCUCGAGAUAUUGUGGUCUUUAAAUCAAUGAAAAGAUACACAGCAAUCUGCAACUUUUUUUGCUUUCCACAUCAAUUAGCAGAUAUACACAGGUCUAUGACAUAUUUGGAGAAUUUUACAGUUGUCAACGUCUUUACUGAAGCUCCUUCUAUAGACAUGUUUUGGUUCAAUCCCGAUCUCAAGAGUGUGACAUUCAUAGAGACUGAUUUUUCAGAAGCGGGUCCAGAACUCUUCCUUCCAAUCCCAAACCUGCACAGUCUUGAGCUUUCCAAAUGCAACAUCAGCUCUUUGGAUUUUCUGGUGAAGGCCAACCUUACAGCACUCAGAUUCCUGAAACUGACUGACAAUGAACUUUCUGUGAUUAAUGACACUGUGUUCAAGUCUUUCCCAUCUCUAACGUACUUGGACCUGGACAACAACCCAUUCACCUGUAACUGCUCAAACGCACGCUUUAUCCAAUGGGUGAAGAACAAUAAGCAGACACAGGUGGUAAACGCUCAUCAAUAUAAAUGUUCCUCAUCUGUGGAUAAAGGAGAAAGUUUGUUACUAGAAUAUGACGUUCAUUUGUGCUGGGACGAUGGCAGAUUUUUCUACUUCAUUUCCAGCACUUGUCUGGUUGUUCUGACUCUUCUCACAUCGUUCAUCUAUAACUUCCUAUGGUGGCAUCUCACCUACACCUUCCACCUCUUCCUGGCCUAUUUCUAUGACAGUCAGAGAAGGAAAAAGGAAGUUCUUCAUCGGUUUGACGCCUUUGUGUCCUAUAACGUCCACGAUGAGGGCUGGGUUUACAGAGAAAUGCUCCCAGUGUUGGAGGGACAGCAGGGCUGGAGACUCUGUCUGCACCAUAGAGACUUCCAACCAGGUAAACCCAUCAUAGAGAACAUCACCGAUGCCAUCUACGGCAGCAGGAAGACCAUCUGUGUGAUCAGCCGCAGCUACCUGCAGAGCGAAUGGUGCUCCAGAGAGAUCCAGAUGGCCAGCUUUCGCCUGUUUGAUGAGAAGAAGGAUGUUUUGGUCCUGCUGUUUUUAGAAAACAUUCCUGCUCGUCAUCUGUCUCCAUAUUACCGCAUGAGGAAGCUGGUGAAGAAGCGCACCUACCUGAGCUGGCCCCAGGUUGCACAACAUCCAGAGGUUUUCUGGCAGAACGUCCAGAGAGCUCUGCAGACAGGGGGCGCUCUCACUGAAAACACGGACCUCUGACCGGACCAGCAGGAUGCUGAGAAAAUGUAAAGAGCUGUAAAAUCACGGUUAAGAUUAACCAUAGAUUAACUUUAUUCCAGGGUGUUAAAGGGUUAGUUCAAUGUAAGAUAAUUUUUUUGUGCUUCACAUCAUUUUAUGUUUUCAAAAACAUACUUGGAGUUUUGUCUCCAGGUAUGCAUGAGUAAGAAAUCCUUUAAUCUCCAUGGCAACCAUUCAGCUCUGCAAAAUGCCUGGGUGGACCUAGCUCCGCCCG